AUGAGUUCUAAACGGAAGGCUGCGGCGCCGUUGGAUGACUCCACAUCCUCGAUCACGGUUUGUGUUCGGUGGGCAUUGAGUGGGGAAGUGCUAUCCGUGGUCUCUCUUUGGCCAGGGUCUUCAGUUGCUGAGCUGCUGGCAUCCUUGCCAGUGGAGCGUCAUGAGGUGAAGCAGUUGCGCGGGGUUUUUAAGGGUCGAAGUUUGGACGGCACAGAGCUUCUAGCUACACUAGAAGGCAUAGACGUUGAUCCGGAGGAUUCCUUCUUUGUUGUGAGACGGCCGCCGCGACUUGCCAUAUUGAGCUCGGAGAACAACACGGUCUUCUGGGACCCGGAGGCGAACAGAAGAGCAAAGUCCUUCUCGUUCUCUGCCCAUGAAGAUUCUGACGCUCGCUGCGCUGCUCACUGUGUCACUUUUUCCGAGGAUGCUUCGAUCGUUCUUGCAGGAUAUCCCCAGGGUGUGGCGCGUCUCUACACCGAGCACGGUAUUUGCAAGAAAACAUUCACAGCGACAGCGCGUUGCGGAAGUGUCCUUGCAGUAGCAAUCUCCAAAUGUGGAAGUUUUUGUAUCACCGGUAGUGAAAAUGGAACAGCGCGGGUGUGGAGCACAGAGAGUGGUGUUUGUUUGAGGUCCAUGUGUCGGCACAGCGCCCCAGUACAGUCAGCUUCCUUGUCUCCGGACGUCAAACUUGCCGUUACGGGAGGCUGUGAUGAGCUUGCGAGACUCUGGUGUGUCAAGACUGGACAGUGUUUGCACACACUCCGUGGACAUGCUGGCGUCGUCACGUGCGCCUCUUUUGCUGGAGCUGAUCGAGUGGUGACCGCCUCGUUUGACGGCUCCGUGAAAGUUUGGUCUUGUGCGAGUGGCGACUGUGAAAUCACAAUCUUGGGUCACAGUGCACCGGUCCUUGCCAUGGCAGUCUGUCCUCGUGCAGACUUGAUUUUCACAGGUUGCUUUGAUGGCAUGUGCAAAGUCUGGGGCCUGUCCACAGGGUUGUGCUCGCUGACCCUAGAAGGGCACGGCGAUGCUGUUCGAUCUGUAGCCAUUUCCCAAGAUGGCCAGUACUCACUGUCCGGUGAUGCAAGCGGCUGCUGCAAGUAUUGGUCUUUGCGAUCAGGCAGCUGCAAGCAAACUCAUUUUCUGCGGGGUGAUCGCAUCCUGAACGUGACGCUUCGCUGCCCUGACUGA
Symbiodinium natans is the source of this 1188-nucleotide messenger RNA. The record is from the annotation of a GenBank genome assembly. NCBI's taxonomy places the organism in Eukaryota, Dinophyceae, Suessiales, Symbiodiniaceae.